Trichomycterus rosablanca is the source of this 2136-nucleotide messenger RNA. RefSeq names its product FERM domain containing kindlin 3b (gene fermt3b). Bases 66 to 1988 code for a protein of 640 amino acids. Gene Ontology annotation, cellular component: cell-substrate junction. Gene Ontology annotation, biological process: integrin-mediated signaling pathway; platelet aggregation; leukocyte cell-cell adhesion. NCBI's taxonomy places the organism in Eukaryota, Metazoa, Chordata, Actinopteri, Siluriformes, Trichomycteridae. Gene Ontology annotation, molecular function: integrin binding. The transcript has 15 exons. The record is from RefSeq and is a predicted model, not a curated record.
CAGAGGAACACAGGUGAUAUUCAGAAACAGGGACGACUGACACUGCACUGAAAAGUAUCUUGAGGAUGGCAGCAUGGGACCUGUCAGUAACAGUGGAGGACCUGGGUCCUUCUGCCCCACCCAUUAAAAUCAGCGUAACCUCUGACCUUCACAUAGGGGGCGUCAUUCUGAAAAUUGUGGAAGUUACAAAUAUGCAGCAGGACUGGUCAGAUCAUGCUCUUUGGUGGGAACAGAAGCAACAGUGGCUCCUGCGGACGAACUGGACGCUAGAUAAAUGUGGGGUCCUUGCAGAUGCUCGACUUCUCUUCUCCCCCCAGCACAAGCCUGUGAGGAUUGGCCUUCCCAAUGGAGUCACUGUUCGCCUCCAUGCCUGCUUCUCCGGCCCUGUGUUUCGCACCGUCUUGGGCAUCUGCAAAAUCCUGAACAUAAGACAUCCUGAGGAACUGUCUCUGCUACAACCUGUGGAGGAGAAAAAGAAGAAGAAAGAUAACAAUUCUGCAGAGGAGGAGUACGACCUGACAGAAAUCCCACUGGUGUCUGGAUCAGUUCCAGCUCUGUACAAUGGCAUGCCAGCUCAUUUUGCUGACUCUCCCAAACUGGAGGCCAUCUAUAAGAUGCUGUCUGUGUGCCAGCCUUCUCCAACUCCUGAGAGUAUCGCUAAACUGUAUCGACCAGCCAGCAAAGUGGACAAAACACAUAUCCAAACCAGAUGGCUGGAUUCUUCUCGCUCACUCAUGCAGCAGGGAAUACAAGAGAACGACAGGCUGUGGCUUCGCUUUAAAUACUACACUUUUCACGAUGUAGAGCCUAAGUAUGAUGUGGUGCGUCUGACUCAGCUGUACGAGCAGGCGCACUGGGCCAUUCUGCUGGAGGAUAAUGACUGCACAGAGGAGGAGAUGAUGCUGUUCGGUGCCCUGCAGUACCAUAUAGGUAAGCUGUCGCUGUCUCAGAAUGUCAGCACCUGCCAGGGCAUGGAAGACCUGGAAUCAGCCCUGAAAUCUCUGGAGGUGAAGAUGGUGGGAGAGAGCAGUAUCACAAAUGCACUGGAAAACAUGACUGCUCCAGAACUGAAUGACUACCUGAAAUUGUUUCGACCAAAGAGACUCACACUGAGAGAUUACAAACAGUACUGGUUCAAGUUUCAGGACACGUCUAUUUUCUAUUACAAGAGCAGAGAGGAGAGCUAUGGAGAACCCCUCCAACAAAUGAACCUGAAAGGCUCUGAAGUAACUCCAGAUGUGAAUAUAGCAGGACAGAAGUUCUGUAUUAAACUCCUGAUCCCAGUGCCAGAGGGCAUGAAUGAGGUGUACCUGCGGUGUGAGAACGAGAAGCAGUACUCAGAAUGGAUGGCAGCCUGUAAACUGGCCUCUAAAGGUCUGACCUUGGCUGAUAGCUCGUACCAGAGUGAGGUGAAAAACAUCCAGACCUUUUUGUCCAUGCAGCGCUCCAACAUGUCCACCUCAGCUACACAGGUUGAUGAGAGUAUUAACACACUGAGUCUUGUCUCACCUCGCUAUGCCAAAAAAUACAAAGCUAAACAGUUAACCCCUCGUAUUCUGGAGGCUUAUCAGAACAUAGCCCAGCUUUCCCUGACAGAAGCUAUUUUGAAGUUUAUCCAGAUCUGGCAGUCCCUGCCUGACUUUGGCAUUUCUUAUUUCAUGGUCAGAUUUAAGGGUAGCCGUAAAGAUGAGGUUCUGGGUAUUGCAAACAAUCGCCUGAUCCGUAUUGACCUGGGAGUUGGAGAUGUAGUGAAGACCUGGCGCUACAACAACAUGCGGCAGUGGAACGUCAACUGGGACAUACGACAGGUGGCCAUUGAGUUCGAUGGAAACGUGAACAUUGCCUUCAGCUGUAUAAAUGCAGACUGUAAGAUUGUACAUGAGUAUAUUGGAGGCUACAUAUUUAUGUUCACACGCUCAAAAGAGGUGGGUGACACGCUCAAUGAGGAGCUCUUCCACAAACUCACCGGGGGAAACGAAGCUCUCUGACUGCCACACUAGCAUCAUGUUUUUUUAUUUUCUUCUGUUAAAAGUAAUAGUUUGAACAACAAACAGCUGUACAUCCAGAACUUGCUGAGUAUAUAAAAUCUGUGUAAAGUCAAUAACAUCUGCAUAAACUAUUUUCCUUAGACUUACA